Austrofundulus limnaeus is the source of this 6240-nucleotide messenger RNA. Its product is annotated as unconventional myosin-Va. Bases 141 to 5612 code for a protein of 1823 amino acids. Gene Ontology annotation, biological process: actin filament organization. The transcript has 40 exons. Gene Ontology annotation, cellular component: cytoplasm; actin cytoskeleton; membrane. The record is from RefSeq and is a predicted model, not a curated record. Gene Ontology annotation, molecular function: actin filament binding; ATP binding; microfilament motor activity. Lineage: Eukaryota; Metazoa; Chordata; Actinopteri; Cyprinodontiformes; Rivulidae.
AAUCUCCACUCAGGUCGGCUGGCAGCAGAGAGAGGACAGCUGAGGAGUUACUUUCUCUGUGGCGGAGUCUGAAACAUGUUUUAUUCUGCUCUCUGGGGGCAGAAGACGUCUCUCAAAGCCCGCUGAACAAAUUAAAAGUCAUGGCAGCGUCUGAACUUUACUCCAAGAACGCCCGUGUGUGGCUGCCAGAUGCAGCAGAAGUGUGGAAGGCAGCCGAACUGGUCAGAGAUUACUCUCCAGGCGACCUGACCCUGUCUCUGCAGCUGGAUGAUGGCACAAAAGUGGAGCACAAAAUAGACCCCCGAACUCACAACCUGCCACCUCUCAGGAACCCAGACAUCCUGGUUGGGGAGAACGACCUGACAGCUCUAAGCUACCUUCACGAACCAGCAGUGCUGCACAACCUCAGAGUGCGUUUCAUGGACUCCAGGCUGAUUUACACGUACUGUGGAAUCGUCCUGGUUGCCAUCAAUCCUUAUGAGAACCUGCCUAUUUAUGAAACUGACAUCAUCAGUGCCUACAGUGGGCAGAACAUGGGGGACAUGGACCCUCAUAUCUUUGCAGUAGCUGAGGAAGCCUACAAACAGAUGGCCAGAGAUGAGAGAAAUCAGUCCAUCAUAGUAAGCGGUGAGUCUGGAGCUGGGAAAACCGUUUCUGCCAAGUACGCCAUGCGUUACUUUGCCACAGUCAGCAGCACAUCUGAGGAAGCCAAUGUUGAAGAGAGAGUUCUUGCCUCUAGUCCGAUCAUGGAGGCCUUUGGGAAUGCCAGGACAACCAGGAAUGACAACAGCAGUCGCUUUGGGAAGUACAUCGAGAUCGGCUUUGACAAGAAGCACCGAAUUAUUGGUGCCAACAUGAGAACCUACCUACUGGAGAAGUCUAGAGUUGUUUUUCAGGCUCAUGGAGAAAGAAACUACCACAUAUUUUACCAGCUUUGUGCCUCUUCACAUCUACCAGAGUUCAAAGCCUUCAAGUUAGGUUGGGCUGACGACUUCUGCUGCACUAACCAGGGUCAGAGUCCCGUCAUUGAUGGAGUUGAUGAUUCCAAAGAGAUGCGCAGCACAAGGAGAGCUUUCUCAUUAUUAGGAAUUGGUGAUGGUGAACAAAUAGAAAUUUACCAAAUUCUAUCAGCAAUUCUUCAUCUCAGCAAUGUGGAAGUGAAGGAUCAGUCUGCAGACAGGUGCAGCAUCUUGCCAGAUAAUGCCCACCUGAUGGUUUUCUGUGAGCUCCUGGGGGUGCCUUGUGAAGAAAUGGCCCACUGGUUCUGUCACAAGAAACUCAAGACGACCACAGAGACCUUCGUUAAGCCCGUUUCCAAAACGAAUGCGGUCCACGGACGGGACGCCUUAGCCAAACACAUUUACGCCCGACUCUUCAGCUGGAUUGUGAACAGUAUUAACGUCGCUUUGAAAUCUACGGAGAAACAGAACUCAUUUAUCGGCGUUCUUGACAUUUACGGGUUUGAAACGUUCGACAUCAACAGCUUUGAGCAGUUUUGCAUUAAUUAUGCUAACGAGAAGCUUCAGCAACAGUUCAACUUGCAUGUGUUCAAGCUCGAGCAGGAAGAGUACAUGAAAGAGGAGAUCCCCUGGACUUUAAUCGACUUCUGCGACAACCAGCCCUGCAUCAACCUUAUCGAGGCCAAGCUGGGCAUCCUGGACCUCCUAGACGAGGAAUGCAAAAUGCCCAAAGGCUGUGACGACACGUGGGCUCAGAAGCUGUACAACACCCUCCAGAAGCAGAACGCUCACUUUGAUAAACCCAGGUUAUCAAACCGGGCUUUCAUCAUCCACCACUUUGCCGACAAGGUGGAGUACCAGUGUGUGGGCUUCCUGGAGAAAAACAAGGACACAGUCAAUGAGGAGCAAAUCAACGUGCUGAAAAAGAGCAAGUUUGAUUUGCUGCUGAAGUUGAUGGAGGAGGAAGAAAAAGGCAAAAGUUCUACCAGCAGAUUGUCUGGCAUCCUUGGAAGAGCUGGGCAGAGUCAAAGGGAUACUAAGAAGACAGUUGGACUGCAGUUUCGACAGUCUCUACACCUGCUGAUGGACACGUUAAAUUCUACGACGCCUCAUUACGUACGUUGCAUCAAACCAAACGACCUUAAAGCCCCGUUCACCUUGGACUCUGUGAGGGCUGUGCAGCAGCUUCGUGCAUGUGGCAUACUGGAAACGAUCCGUAUCUCAGCAGCGGGCUUCCCAUCUAGAUGGACCUAUCAGGAGUUCUUCAGUCGGUACCGUGUCCUCAUGAAGCAUAAAGAAGUGCUUCCUGAUAAAAAACAAACCUGCAUGAACCUACUGGAAAAACUGAUAAAGGACAAGAGGAAGUACCAGUUUGGCAAAAGCAAGAUCUUCUUCAGAGCCGGCCAGGUGGCUUUCCUGGAGAAGCUUCGUUCAGACAAACUGCGCCUGGCUUGUGUCGACAUCCAGAAGACGAUCCGCUGCUGGCUCGCCCGCAGAAAGUACCUGCGGAUGAGAAAAUCUGCCAUCACUGUUCAGAAACACGUGCGGGGUCAUCAAGCACGCAGGUUUGUGAUGUUUGUGAGGCGGACCAGAGCAGCUGUUGUCAUUCAGCGAAACGUUCGAAUGUGGACAACAAGAAGGCGCUUCCUGCAGCAGCGCUCUGCAGCUAUCACUAUUCAGUGUUUGUGCAGGGCUCACAUGGCCAGAAAGCUCUACUAUCAGUUGAUAUAUGAGCACAGGGCGCUGAUCAUUCAGAAGUGGGUGAGAGGCUGGCUGGCCAAGCAGCGGUACAGGCGCACUCUGUCAGCCAUCGUCCUGCUGCAGAGCUGUGUGCGCCGCAUGUGGGCCAAGAGAGAACUGAAGAAGCUGAAAGUGGAGGCGCGCUCUGUGGAGCACUUCAAGAAGCUCAACGUCGGCAUGGAAAACAAGAUUAUGCAGCUGCAACUCAAGAUAAACGAACAGAACAAAGAAAACAGAGAGCUCAGUGAGAGGCUCUGUAUUCUGGAGAAGACUCGAGCCGCUGAGCGGGACCGACAGAUCAGAGAGAUAGAAAACCUUCAGAGCUCCGAGCAGGAGUCCAGGGCCAAAGCAGAGACGCUUCCCUCGCUGCUGGAGCGGCUCUCCUUCCUUCAACAUGAGCUGGAGAACACCAGCAGAGAGAAGACUGACCUGGAGGAGCAGAUGAAGAGCUACAAGGAGCAAACACAACAGGUGGUAGAUGAGCUUAAUAUGAAGAACAACUUGUUACAGAGCAACAUUGACGAAUUGAACCAGGAAGUCUUGAAACAAACUCAACAGUUGACAGAUAUUAAAACGACGUCUGAGAGCACCAAACAGCUGGAGAAAGACCUGAUCGAGGAGCGUUCUCGAUACCAAAGCCUGCUGAGUGAACACCUGCAGCUGGAGGACCGGCACAAAGACCUGAAGGAAGAGAUGAGUCUCAGUAUUAAUUCAAGCAAAUUUAGUCACAAAAGGACGGAUUCCAACUACAGCAGUAUCUCCUCUGAGUUUUCUCAGAGCUUAAGCUCGACUGAAGGUGAAGACGGCUCCGUGCACACAGAGGAUGAGAUGCAGACUAAAGCAGACCUGUCGAUUCUGCUGAAGCUCCAGAGAAGAGUGAAGGAUCUGGAGGAGGAAAAUCGGUCACUUUGGCACCAGCUGGAUAAAAAAGAAGAAGCCCAACAAGAAAAGGCAAAAGAGGCGGAGGAGCAGAGAACUGUUGGAAGAACAGAACUGGACUUGGAAAAAAUAAAGCGACAAGAACUGGAGUCUGAGAACAAGAAAUUAAAGCUGGAUUUAAACGAGCUGCGGAAGUCUCUGACCAGUGAGAGCAGUGAAUUGGCGCCCCCUGCCCCUGGUUCUUUGCCCUACAAAAUCCUGCUGGAUCAGCUCAGUUCUUCCAACGAGGAGCUGGAAAUGAGAAAAGAGGAGGUGCUGCUCCUCCGCUCACACAUGGUUCGACAGGAGGCUCUAAAACACAAGGAUUCGGUACUUGGAGGUGGUGUGAAAUUAGAUUUUAGCGAGAUUCCUUCAUUCCAAGAUCAUGACAGGUCCACUGACGUUCAUACACUGAAUGAAGAUGGAGAGCUGUGGCUGGCUUAUGAAGGUUUGAAAGAGACCAACAGGCUUCUGGAGUGCCAGAUGCAGGAGCAGGCGCAUAGUCAUGACGAGAAGCAGAGGAAGCUUGUUGAGGAGGUGAACAAGCUGAAGGCUGAAAAGGAGCAGCAGCAGAAACUGUUGGCUCAGAGCCUGCUGAUGUCAGAAGACGCUCGAGUUGAAGCCAGCCUGAAGCACGAGAUCACACGACUCACUGCUGAGAACCUGGAUCGAAUGGAGCAACAAGAAAAUCAAGACAAAGUCAUACGCAAGUUGAAGAAACAACUUAAAUUCUACAUGAAAAAAGUGGAAGAAUUUGCAGAGAGCUCUCAGCAGCUGAGCGGCGCCUCGGUGACGAGCACGCCCGCCAGGCCAGUGAACAUCCCCCGCAAGGAGAAGGAGUUCCAGGGCAUGCUGCAGUUCAAAGAUGGGGACACCAGCCGCUUGUUCAAGAACCUGAUCAUAGAUCUGAAGCCUCGCGGCGUAGCAGUCAGCUUCACUCCGGGGCUUCCUGCCUACAUCAUCUUCAUGUGCCUUCGUCACGCAGACAGCGUGAACGAUGACAGGAGAGUCAGCACCCUCCUCAACUCCACCAUCAGCACCAUCAAAGGAGUCAUAAAGAGGAAAGGAAAUGAUUUAGAAGUGGUUUCUUUCUGGCUGGCCAACACGUGCAGGCUGAUGCACUGCCUUAAGCAGUACAGCGGAGACGAGGCCUACAUGAUGCACAAUACAGCCAAGCAGAACGAGCAAAGUCUGGCUAAUUUUGAGCUGUCAGAGUACCAUCAGCUCUUCAGCGAUCUGGCCAUCCAGAUUUACCGUCAGCUCAUCAAAUGCAUGGAGAAUAUUCUGCUGCCCAUCAUAGUGGCGAGCAUGCUGGAGCACGAGACCAUACACGGGGUGUUGGGGGCCAAACCCACGGGCCUGAGGAAGAGGAGCAGCAGCUUCCCCGAGGAGGAGGCUGUGAGCGUGGAGGUCCUCCUGCAGCGUCUGACCUUCUUCCACAGCACCAUGAGUCAGCACGGGAUGGACUCAGAGCUCAUCAGACAGACGGUCAGGCAGCAGUUUUACAUCAUCUGUGCGGUCACUCUCAACCACCUGCUGCUGAGGAAGGACAUGUGCUCAUGGAGUAAAGGGCUGCAGAUCAGGUACAACGUUUGGCAGCUGGAGGAGUGGCUGAUGGAGCGGGAGCUGACUGACUGUGGGGCGAAGGAGACUCUGGAGCCUCUGGUCCAGGCUGCGCAGCUGCUGCAGAUCAAGAAGAAGACGGAAGCAGACGCCCAAUCGAUCUGCAACAUGUGCACCGCCCUCACCACAGCGCAGAUUGUUAAAAUCUUGACCCUGUACACUCCAGUGAUUGAGUUUGAAGAACGAGUCUCAACCACCUUCAUCACAAUUAUUAGAAGUCUUUUGAAAGACAGGAAGGAGUCGUCGUCCACUUUAACCAUGGACGUCAAGAAGAUCUUCUCUGUCACGUUCCCGUUCACACCUUCCCCCGUGGCUCUGGAAACCAUUCAGAUCCCUGGCAGCCUUAACCUGGGCUUCCUUACCCGCAUCUAGACCUGCGACGAUUGAUGUUUACACUCUGCUCAUCAGAAGACAAAGAAAAGAACACUAAAAAAAGUAAAACAUAUCCUGAUAAGCUAGUGCCACAAAGCUCAAAAAAAGCAGGAUUUUUAUUUUUACAAAUGUAACACCAAAGUGUCCUGAUAACACCAAAGAGUAAAACAAGUUUCUAAGCAAAAAUAAAAUAAAAACUCAGAGGUCAUCUUGUUGCUGUCAGUUUUGUGACUGCACCAGAAAUGCCUUUUACAGAAAAUGCAAUUUAAAUCAGAUCUCAUCUAAAACGAGGAAAUAUGUUUAAGAAAAUCAUGAUUUGUGGGAUGUAUAAACAUUUGCUAUAAACCAAACUAGUUUUUUUCGUAGUUAGAUCUUUUUUAAAAAAUGGAUAACUAUGUGCAAUAUAUAAAUGAUAAUGCUGAAUGUUAAGAAUGUCCUGCAGUUUUAUAUCUGAUGCCAUAUAUUUCUAGAAUAGCUAACGUUAUAAUAUUUAUGUUGGAAAAGGCUGGAGAAAGAAAAAUGCUUUGUAGUCAACAGGUUUUCAUGUUGUGGGUUAGAGUAAAUAAUGGAUUUAUAAUAAGAUGGAUGUAUUUGUAGUUUAUUCAAUAAAAUAUUUAGCAAAGCAGAA